ACUACCUCUUUUUUAAAAAUGUUGUAAAAGACUACUUAUUACCGGAAUCUGGUCGUUGAUUUUUUUCGCCGGCGUUGACUUAGUCACGUGAGUAGCACGUGCUCUUUAAUGACCCUUUUCUCACCCAUUUUCCCCCAAAUUUCACGAGUUCCUCCAAUUUAGCCCCUUUUUGUAACCCUAGAAACCUAAUUUCUCGAUUUCUUCUCCAAUUCAGCCCCAAUCUGUUGAAUUUCCUUCCAAUUAUUGUGCGAUGGCUUUUACUUCCAGUGACUAGUGCAAUUGUGGUUUAAUUUAGGGAAGUUUGAAGUUUGUGAGAGGAAUUUACAAUUAUUAAUUUUUAAAUUUGAUUGUUGCGCUAUGGUUGUUAGUGUACUGUGGUUGGGAUGAUGGUUAGUAUGGCUGCUACUUGCUGCUUAAUGGGGUGUGCUCGUGUUAUUGUUGGUGGCGUCAAGAGGUAUAGAUAGAGGGUGGUGGUGCGGUGAUGGCAUGGGAAUGUGUGCUGCUAAGAGAAAGGGAAGGUGCUGCUGCGAGGAUCGCGGAAUUGCGAAGUAGCUAGUGUGGGCUUGGAUGUGUUAGAUUCGAUAGGCUAGAGGUGGUUUCAAGUGGCUGGGGUUGUGUUGGUUUUUGGAUGCGUGAAGGUGUAGGCGAGCUUCUGGAAACCAAUAACUGCCAAAGCUAAUGUCCCACACGUAUCGCAUUUAUUAUUGCCAAAAUAUAGAAUCACUUUCUCUCUCUUCCUCAUUCAUUCACCAGUUACUUUCUCUCUCCUCGUUUUUUCUCUAAACUGCGAUUUCUCUCUCUUCCUCAUUCAUUCACCAGUUACUUUCUCUCUCCUCGUUUUUCUCUAAACUGCGAUUUCUCUCUGUAUAACUGGCGAUUUCGAGCUUUUUCUCUCUCCUCAAUCGGCGAUUUUUGAGCUUUUUCUCUCUUCUCUUUCACUUGAAGUUGUUAUUUGCUUAAUUCAGGUUCGUUUACUUACUUUUAUUGAGAUUUUUGUUAGUUUAAGUUGUUUUGAUUCUUCAAUUUUUUGGUUUUUUAUUUUGUUUUUGUUUUCGAUUUUCGUAGUGUUUUAUUCUGCUAUGGUGAAGAAGAAGAGUACAAAGAAGUCUGCAGAUUCUGAAGAAGAUACAGGUGGUUCAAUAUGUGGAUAUCGUUAUAAAUUGCCUUCAAAGGGAAAAGCAAAGCCUAAAGAGCCUGCUAAGGGCAAAGAAAUACCUAAAAAGACCAAGACAGUUCCUGAGAAGGCCAUAAUAGUUUCUAAGAAUGCCAAACCAGAGUCUGACAAGGCCAAAAUAAUUCCUAAGAAGGCCAAAAUUGUACCUAAGAAGGCCAAAACAGUGCAUAAUUCUAAUUUUGUAAUGCUUUCUGAUUCUGAUUCUGAGACUUUUGUGUAAGCAUACAUGUUUUUUUAUUUGCAUUUUUUAAUUAUAUUUUAUUUUUAGAUUAUAUUGUUUCAAUUAUUUUUUUUAUAUUUUUAUUAUUUAGGGAGCGAAGACGCUUGAUUGCAAGGUGUAGACCACAUACUUUGGAAUUUUUGUUGCAGAACUUUAGUUCUAAGCAAAAACAGGCUGUUGAAGAAGUUGGUUUUGGUGGUUUAUUACAUUUGAAAUUGAAAACUGUUAAUCGUGAAAUGUUACCUUGGCUUGUUGAAAACUUCAAUGGUGGUAGCUGCAUGUUUACCAUUGCUACUGGUAAAGAAUUUGUUGUUACUAGAAAUGAUAUAUGCGAUGUUUUUUGCUUGCCUAUGAGUGAUUUUGUGUUCCUGAACUUAAGAAAAAUUCUGAAGAUGAAAGUGUACAUAAACGUAUCAUUCAGACAUGUAGAUCUUAUUAUGGUCUUUUGGAUAAGCAACCUCUUCAUUUGUCAAAAUUGGAGUCUUGGAUGGUUGAUUUGGUUGAUGGAGGGGAAGAAUUUAAGAGGUGUUUUGUUCUUCAUGCUAUGUCUAGCAUUUUAGCUCCUACUACUAAUCGGACUGUUUCAUUGAAGUUGCUGAAAGAUGUUGAAGAAGUUGAUGAAAUCAAAGCUUUAGAUUGGUGUUCAAAUGUUUUGAAAAAGUUAA
Messenger RNA from Chenopodium quinoa (quinoa), 2059 nucleotides. RefSeq lists its product as uncharacterized. The record is from RefSeq and is a predicted model, not a curated record. NCBI's taxonomy places the organism in Eukaryota, Viridiplantae, Streptophyta, Magnoliopsida, Caryophyllales, Amaranthaceae. The transcript is spliced from 3 exons. Bases 1080 to 1394 code for a protein of 104 amino acids.